ACAUCUGUCAGCACACGCCUUCUGAUUGAGAGAGUGGCCGAGAGCACAUGGUGUUAUCGCGGCAUAUCGAAGGUCGAGAUCAUAGGUUGUACGUACAUGUACUACUCAGCGGCAGAAUGGCGCAUACAGUUUACAUAAUAAGCAUUGAGGUUAGGCUUGUCUCAGUAUCAAGAGAAUGCUCCGUCAUAGUAAAAGCUUGCACGAUACAGGAACAUGUGCGCGACAUUAUUUCCAUAGCGGUAGAGCGGAGAGAACGCCACGUCCAAAAGCACCGACAGAUGGGCUUUCCGGGGUCACGUACUGAUGUUCCAACGCAUGAAAUUCCGAGACUUGCGUCUGCAGAUUCGGGAAGACAGACUCGGCAACCAUCACGAGAAGUCUUCGAAGCAGUGGACUUUGGCCCACCUAGAUAGGCGGAGGACGGAGAAAUGAUGAGUACAUGAGAUAUUUGAGCGGCGACUCCUUUCGGAUGUCCCGACGUCUUCGGACCCACGAUCAAGGGGACGAUCAAUACGGCACUUGAAAUUUUGAAGUUCCAUCUGCUUAGUGCAUGCCCGGCAGCGCGGCGUUAUGGGGCUGUGGCAUGCGGCCAUGCGGCGGCCUGUGCGUUGCGAGUCAGGACUCGAGAGGCGCCAGUCAGCCGAGCGAUCGGCAACGGCGCGGCUUCCUCCACAAUAAUUCCUCGUCCAGUGCACAGGAUGACUCCAGGGCUUAUGUACAGGAAC
Molecule: messenger RNA, 725 nt
Organism: Laetiporus sulphureus 93-53
Lineage: Eukaryota; Fungi; Basidiomycota; Agaricomycetes; Polyporales; Laetiporaceae
Exons: 3
Coding region: 48-413 (121 amino acids)
Source: RefSeq, a predicted model, not a curated record